GUGUGUGUUGGGGGGGUGCAGUCAUCAUCUUCAUCAUCAUCAUCAUCCUCAUCAUCAUCAUGGCCGCCAAGUCUGACGGCGUGCUGAGGAUGAAGAAGAGCGACGUGGCCUUCACGCCUCUGCAGAACUCUGAACACUCUGGUUCUGUCCACGUGCUGCCGCCGAGUCUGAGGACCGCAGACUCGGACUUGGCCAACGGCGGAAGUGGCGGCUCGGCGCGCCCAGACCGGAACCAUCAGACGAUGUGGGAGUGCCUGUGGAUCCUGGCCGCCAUGCUGGUCUACGUGGCGGACGUGGGCACGGACGUGUGGCUGGCGGCGGACUACUACGUGCAGCGGGACUACUGGUGGUUCGGCCUGACCCUGGUCUUCGUGGUCCUCGGAUCCUUCUGCGUGCAGCUCUUCAGCUUCCGCUGGUUCCUGCACGACCUGGUCCCCGAGGACGAGGCGCCGGACCCGCUGGACGCGCUGCUGGGCGGGGAGGUCAGUCCGCAUCAGCCCCCGCAGAGGCAGGCGUCCACGGCCAGCAGGACCACCAACACCAACACCAGCACCACCAGCACCAACACCAACACCACCACCACGCCGAGGACACCACCCGCCUCACUCUCUGUCUGCGUCUGCGCGUCUCAGGCACUCCUGCACAUCCUGCACCUGGGACUCAUGUGGAGGUACCUGACUGCCAUCUACCUGGGUGUGUGCAGCCGUCAGAGCGGUGAGACGCAGCGUUGGCGUUACCGCUGGAGGAUGACCUACCAGUUUGCUGACGUCAGCAUGCUGCACCUGCUGGCCACCUUCCUGGAGAGUGCUCCGCAACUGGUGCUGCAGUUGUGCAUCGUCAUCCAGACCCAGGAACUGCUGGCCGUGCAAGGCAUGACGGCGGGCGCCUCCCUGGUGUCUCUGGCCUGGGCCCUGGCGUCGUACCAGAAGGCGCUGAGAGAGUCCCGCGACGACAAGAAGUCCAUGGGCUACCUGGCCGUGGUGGUCCAGUUCUGCUGGCACUUCUUCACCAUCGCGGCCAGAGUGGUGACCUUCGCCCUGUUUGCGUCCGUCUUCCAACUCUACUUUGGCAUCUUCAUCGUGCUGCACUGGUGCUUCAUGACCUUCUGGAUCGUGCACUGUGAGACCCACUUCUGUGUCAGCAAGUGGGAGGAGAUCGUCUUCGACAUGGUGGUGGGAAUCAUCUACAUCUUCUCCUGGUUCAACGUCAAGGAGGGACGCACCAGGUGUCGUCUGUUCAUUUACUACUCUGUGAUCCUGGGGGAGAACGCCGCCCUCAGUGCAUUGUGGUACGUUUACCGCGCUCCCGCCGCCACCGACUCCUUGGCGGUGCCGGCGCUGUGCGUCAUCUUCAGCAGUUUCCUGACAGGGGUGCUGUUCCUGCUCAUGUACUACGCCUUCUUUCACCCCAACGGCCCACGCUUCCCGCACUCGCCCAGCCGCCAGCGCCUGGACCCGGACGCCGCCGCCCACUUUUCCGCGCUCCCGUCCGAGGGCGCCGCCGACUCCCUGCGCUCCAACCCGGGCACCGCCGCCACCACGCUGGAGCGUGACGCCAAGCACUCGGAAAGGGACGGCUGCGUGCCGGUGUUCCAGGUGCGACGCGCCGUGCCGUCCACGCCGUUGUCUCGCGCUCCUCGCCUCGAGGAGACCGUCAUCAAGAUUGACCUGUGCAGGAACCGCUACCCGGCCUGGGAGCGCCACGUCCUGGACCGGGGCAUACGCAAAGCCAUCCUGGCCAUCGACAGCUCUGUGACGCCGCGCCUGCAGUAUAAGGAUGACGCUCUGGUCCAGGAGAGGUUGGAGUACGAAACCACGUUGUAGUGCGCAGCAACGACGACUCUGGCAAUAAAAGGUUCCUACUGGUCUGAAGGAAGAUGGUGGACCUGCUCUCUGCUCUCAGGAGAGGAGAAUCUCUUUUUUUUUUACCGAGUCUCAUCAGGGAAGUCCUGUGGGAUACAAGCCAAAACCUGAGACCAUGUGUUGAUCCAGGUUGGUCGGGGUCAGCACAUCCAGGAUAAGUUGUUGGAUUCAGACCCUGAGAGAACACUUUGAUCUAGGUUGGUUGGGAUCAACACCUCCAGGAUACGUUGUUGUUGGAUUCAGACCCUGUGAGAAUACUUUGAUCCAGGUUGGUUGGGGUCAACAUAUCCAGGAUAAGUUGUUGUUGGAUUCAGACCCUGA
Nerophis lumbriciformis (worm pipefish) is the source of this 2183-nucleotide messenger RNA. NCBI's taxonomy places the organism in Eukaryota, Metazoa, Chordata, Actinopteri, Syngnathiformes, Syngnathidae. The record is from RefSeq and is a predicted model, not a curated record.